This is a messenger RNA of Oryzias melastigma (Indian medaka), 3790 nucleotides long. It is a transcript of the gene il1rl2, whose product is annotated as interleukin-1 receptor-like 2. The record is from RefSeq and is a predicted model, not a curated record. The transcript is spliced from 11 exons. Bases 1831 to 3573 code for a protein of 580 amino acids. Gene Ontology annotation, biological process: signal transduction. Lineage: Eukaryota; Metazoa; Chordata; Actinopteri; Beloniformes; Adrianichthyidae.
GGUUAGUGGUUCUUUUUCUGAUGAGUGGAAACUUCAAAAGGAGGUUAGUAGAACAUUGUGCAAGCCAGGACGACAGAAGCCUCAGCAGCUCUCAUUAAGUCUGUCCUCACCUGAAAGAGUAAGUAACGUAACUUUUUUUCCUCUGUUCUUUUAUAUUAUUAAUCAAUUCUGCUUUGUUUUAAUUUUUUAUGGAAAGGUGUAUUGCAAGGUUAUAUAACUCUAAAAUCAUAAAGUUUUUGUUAGAAAUAAUUGAAAAGGGAAAUUAAAAAAGUGUAAAAAUAGAAAAAUCUUUGUGGAGGCUGCCUUUGAUUUUCAAAGAUUCAACCACCCCCCAAAAAACAACUUUUUUUUGGACAAAACAUUUGUGGCAAAAAUUUGAGAAAAGAUGGCAAAAAAGUCAAGAAUCCUAAUUUUGUCAAUUUGAACAAAUAUUCAGGUAUAUGUUCAAGAAAAUUUUGAAAAUUUUCCUGCCAUUGCUGCCAAGGAAAAACAUGGAAAAAACUGCCAAGGAAAAAAAACUUAAGAAAUUAUAUGCAAAGAUUUGAUUUGCAUGGAGCAGGAAAAUCAGAAGGAAACACAGUAAUAACAGUGAGAGGUAAUAAUAAAACCACUGAUUGCUUUUAUUUAAUCCGGUAAAAGACCCAUUGGGAUCUCUUUUACAAGGCGACCUGGCCAAGAGAUCAGCAGCACACGUCGUCAGGAGUGACAUCCAAAUGAAUAAAUGAAAUUGAAAGGAAUUUAACAGCUCAUUUAAUAUGAACAAUUGAAGUUUACAUAACCUAAAUCAACCAUUAAAAAGUAGUAGUGAUUGUAAGUUAUGCAGUGAGGCUGCUCGCUCUUGCAGCCGUAGCGAGGAGGUGCUUAAAGAGGUGAGAAGACCUCCAUUAUUAAAAAUAUAUAUAUUUAUAUAUACUUUAGAUUUUUUCCCCCUGGUAAGAGAUAAAAGUCAUGUAGGGAGGUCAACAUACAUAAGGACUGAAACUUAAAGCCAUCCACCCUUUGCACCUCCUCUUUUGCAAUCCUUAGUUAGGAGGUUCUGAAGGAGAACAGAACUCUAUUUCUUAAAAAAAAAAAAGAUUUUUAGACAUUUUCAGCUGGAAAAAGAUAAAAGUCAUCUAAGUUAGGUCAGCAGAGAUGAGCACUGAAACUUAAAGCCAUCCCACGCUCUCCGCCUCCUCUUUCUCAGACUGUAGUGAGGAGGUGGAGAAGGAGAGCAUGUCUCAGUUUAUUAAAAGAAAGUCUUUUUGAGACUUUUUCUUAGAGGUAAGAGACGAACACUGAAACCUAAAACCAUUCACCCUCUCCACCUCCUCGUUCACAGACUGUAGUGAGGAGGCACUUAAGGAGGAGAACGGACCUCCUUUUUUUUAAACUUUUUUUUAAGCUAAGAGUCCUCUAGGUGACUCCUAACCUCCUCUUUUGGGAGGAGGUUCCUUUUGGGUGAGCCUAAGUUCACUUUUUGUAACACAGCUGACUACGUCAAACAAUUGUUCUUCAGAAUCCAUACUGCUGUUAUUUACCUCACCACACACACAAAAAAGAACAAAAAACAUCCAAUAAUUUCAAUUUAGGAAAAAAAAACAGCUUCAUUCUGCAGAUAUGAGGCUGCAGGUCACUCUGGAACUUCCUUUGGACUUUAGCUCCGACUUUCUUGUGUAAGUGGUUCAGUCGGCGUCUCUCACUUCCCUUUAAGGCGGGAAGCAAUUAAAAAAACACGCACUUCAAGAAAUGUCUCUCCAAGCUUUAUAUAUUGCUGUCAGUUAAGAAAAAUGUCCAGAGAGAAGACCUUUUUUCUGAGCUGUAACCUGCUUCUCACUUCAGGCGAUCACCAUGACAGCAGCAGCAGGACGGCUCUGCUUACUGGCUGCUCUGCUGCCUCUGGCUGUCCCCCUGGAACAUGACCACAGAGAGGAGACAGACACCUACCAUGUGAGCGUUGGCCACUUGUUUCUGCUCAGCUGCUCCUUCGCUGACUCUGGAGCCACGUGGGAGAGAGGAGGCAGCAGCAACACCAGCCUCCCUGCAGGAGUGGAGGUCAGAGACGGACUGCUGUGGUUCCUCCCCGUGGAGGAGUCUCAUGAAGGAGAAUACACCUGCAAACGGAGUAAUCGACCGCAAUCAACGAAGAGGAAAUUCAGGUUGUCGCUGUCCCGUGGAGAAUGUCCUGAUCCAAGUGAGGUCCUCUCCCUCCCGAUGGGAAGCAGUGGAGGUCUUCCCUGCAAACAGACAGAGAUCUUCAGACUGAACACAACAAGGAACGUUCGGUGGAUGAAGGACUGCCAUCAGGUGCAACCAGAAGAAGAUCAAAUCAUUGUGAGUGAAGAUGGCUUCAUGAGGUUUAGCCCUGCCUCACUGAAGGAUUCUGGGAAAUACACCUGUCUGAUAGACAUCAGCCUGAACGGCAAGAAGUACACAGCGGCACGCAGUAUUCAGCUCACAGUAAAAAACGAGCCUCCAGAUUUUUUCCAAGAACUUCACAUUUUAAAACCUCAAGAGGCUGUGAUCCUAGUUCAAAAUGAAAACACUUUGUAUCAUAUCAUGUCUCGUCUUAUCACAUUUUUUGCCAAAAACAAUAUUAACCCAAUCUUUGUCCUCAACUCCCAUCAACGCACAGGGAUGAGUGCAGAGCUUCAAUGUGUAGCCAUCGUGGGCCUCAGUGAGGACCCAGAGAUCCUCAUGUUCUGGACCGUGAACACCACUCUGACCGAGGACUACGAGGAGCUCAGUGAAUCCUGGAAGUUUAUAAUCAACAGAGGUGUGGUUUACGGUCACUCCACCUUAUCCAUCUCCAAAGUUCUCCCUGAGUUCCUCAACGUUCCCAUUCAAUGUCAUAUCGGAAGCCCAGUGGAGGAGAGGACGGGCCGCGCUUGGCUUGUAGAAGCUGAUCACAGCGCUCUCUACGGAUACGUAGCCAUCUUCAUCACUGCGUCUCUCGUUAUUCUGCUGCUGCCGGCUGUGUUUUUCUUCAAAGUUGACCUGGUUUUAGGAUACAGAACGCUGACGGCACACUUUUACAAAAAAGUUAUUUCAGAUGGGAAACUUUAUGACGCCUAUGUGAGCUUCCUCCAACCCAAAUCUCCAAGUGUGGCGGAGGAGGCGGAGUUUGCUCUGCAGAUCCUGCCGGAGGAGCUGGAGCGGCAGCAGGGUUACUCGCUGUACAUCAGAGGACGAGACGACUGCCCUGGUGAAGCGAUACACGACGCCAUCACGGCCACUCUCCGUCAGUCACGAAGACUGAUAAUCAUCCUGUCAUCAGAGGGAACAUCACACGACCUGUCCUGCCAGUGUGAGAACCAAAAACAGCUGCUGUACGAGCAGACACUUGGUCUUCAUGAUGCUUUGAUGAUGAAUGACCCCAAAGUCAUUCUGGUGGAAAUGGAUGGUCCGGUGGAUUACAGGUUACUGCCAGAGUCUCUGCAAUACAUCAAAAGACAACAAGGAGCUUUAAAGUGGAGAAAAGUCUUCAUGAGGAAGAACUCGCUCAGCAGCUGGCUCUCAAACAGACACUUCUGGAAGAACCUGAGGUAUCACAUGCCCUCAGUCCCUGCAAGGAGACACCGGACUGUAGUCUGAAGAAGUGUCUCCACGGGGAUCCACAGGAUGAGCUGCUUUUAUCACUACACUUUUUAAAGAAUUUAUUUUUCUAUUUUUAGAAAACUUUCUAUAUGUGCAUUAUUUUAUUGGUUUCUUCGUUGUUCUGGUGUAUACAGAUAGUAGAAAAUGUGUAAAAAUGUAUUCCAAACUGACAUUUUAACGUCUGUAUUUUCUAUGGAAAUAAAAAGAGCACUUU